GCAGAAAGUCGUAGGUUCGACCCCUACCUGGCGCGUUAUUAAAUUAACUUUUUUUUAUCCCUCUCGCAUUUCACUUGCACUUUCUUUUCAUGAUUCUUGCUAUACUCAUUUUCAAGAUUCAUUGCCCUUUGUGUGAUCAACCUACCAUCCAUGUUCGAUCAUGUACCUAUGCUCUAGUAUCAUAAUCUCCAUUCUAUAUAAAUCCCCAUAAAAAGCAUGUCCUUUCAUACCAUAUAGCAAGUGGUAUCUUACACAUUCCCAAGAAAAUGUCCAUAGUUGCAGAAGCACCAGGUUACAUCCAAGUUUUUUCUAAUGGUUCAGUUAAACGAUUCGAGCCUGAAAUAGCCACUGCAUCAGUUGAACCUUGCAAUGGCUACAAGUCUAAGGAUGUUGUCAUUGACCCCUUGAAACCAAUAUUUGGUAGAAUGUACCUUCCUGAUGUUCCUGAAUCAGGAGUUCACCAGCAGUUUCCUGUUUUAGUCUACUUCCAUGGUGGUGGGUUUUGCAUUGGCUCGACUACAUGGCUCGGUUACCAUAUUUUUCUUGGAGAUUUAAGUGUUGCUUCCAAAUCUAUCAUCCUUUCAGUAGACUAUCGUCUUGCACCCGAAAAUAAGCUUCCUAUAGCUUAUGAAGAUUGUUAUUCUGCACUGGGAUGGCUGAUCAAGAACUUAGAAAAUGAACCAUGGCUGAAAAGGGCUGAUCUUUCUCGGGUUUUUCUUUCUGGAGACAGUGCCGGAGGCAACAUAGUUCAUCAGGUUGCUAUUAGCGCGAUGACAAGUGAAGGUUUUCGUGGUAGACUAAAGGGAUUGCUGCCAAUUCAUCCGUAUUUCGGGAGUGAAAAAAGGACUGAAUUAGAGAUGGCUAAUGGAUCAGCAGGGGACGUGGAGAUGAACGACAUGUUUUGGAGACUGAGCUUGCCUCAAGGAACAAAUCGUGAUUAUUUUGGAUGUAAUUUUGAAAAUGCUGAACUAUCUGUGGAUGAAUGGUCUCAGUUUCCAGCAGUGAUUGUUUUUGUGGCUGGCUUGGACUUCUUGAAAGAAAGGGGAGUAACGUACGCUGAAUUCUUGAAGGAGAGAGGUGUGAAAAGAGUUGAGCUGGUUGAAGCUGAGGGACAGGUUCACGUUUAUCAUGUGUUUCAUCCUGAAUCAGAGACUACUCGUUUGCUUCAGAAGCAAAUGAGUGAUUUCAUACAUAGUUUUUAGAAUUUCAUUUGGUUUUAAUAGUCAGUUGAUGAAAAAUGGAUUUAGGAAACAAGGGCAAUUCUUUACUUUUCUGACAGAAGAAUUUUAUGUAGAGGGUGAGAAAAGAUGGAAACAUUAUAGACUGGCUAUAGGCCACAAUAAAUUGUCUACCUAAAGCUAUUUUUCUUCUAAUACCUUUCACAUGUUCUACUUUUUA
This is a messenger RNA of Lycium ferocissimum, 1398 nucleotides long. RefSeq names its product probable carboxylesterase 17. The record is from RefSeq and is a predicted model, not a curated record. Gene Ontology annotation, molecular function: hydrolase activity. The transcript has a single exon. The coding region runs from base 267 to 1202 and encodes 311 amino acids. Lineage: Eukaryota; Viridiplantae; Streptophyta; Magnoliopsida; Solanales; Solanaceae.